Molecule: messenger RNA, 186 nt
Organism: Schistosoma rodhaini
Lineage: Eukaryota; Metazoa; Platyhelminthes; Trematoda; Strigeidida; Schistosomatidae
Source: the annotation of a GenBank genome assembly
AUGUUGGAGGACAAAUCACUUAGAAUUAUUAAUCUAAAAAUGGUGCAUUUCACAUCAGAUGAAUUAAAAUCCCUUUUAGAUAACUACACGAGUCUUUCAAACAUUCCUACAUUAUUAAAUGAACUGACUGGAAAACAACUUAUCGCUUUGGAGGUUAAAUACUUUUUCAAUGAUCUGGAUAAGUAA